Mercurialis annua (annual mercury) is the source of this 1400-nucleotide messenger RNA. Its product is annotated as E3 ubiquitin-protein ligase RSL1-like. The transcript is spliced from 2 exons. NCBI's taxonomy places the organism in Eukaryota, Viridiplantae, Streptophyta, Magnoliopsida, Malpighiales, Euphorbiaceae. Gene Ontology annotation, molecular function: zinc ion binding; ubiquitin protein ligase activity; ubiquitin conjugating enzyme binding. Bases 156 to 1229 code for a protein of 357 amino acids. Gene Ontology annotation, biological process: ubiquitin-dependent protein catabolic process; positive regulation of proteasomal ubiquitin-dependent protein catabolic process; protein polyubiquitination. Gene Ontology annotation, cellular component: cytoplasm; ubiquitin ligase complex. The record is from RefSeq and is a predicted model, not a curated record.
AAUCGAUGAAUUAAGGUAAAAACACAAAGCAAAACACAUAUAACUCUCCAUUUUCAAAAUUCAAAAUCCUCAAAAAAAUCAAAAGUCUAUUACCUAAAAAUAGCUGAUCAUCAAUAUUUUGCACAAUUCCCAUAAAAAAAUUAGUUGAACUUUCAAUGGAAUUCCAACAGAUUUUAGUCACUGAAGAGUCCCAACACACACAAAUUCCAAAACAAGAACAAAAAAGCUCAAAAAAGAGACUAAAACUGGCAGAAAAACCAGCGAUUGUGCAGAUAGACGACGAUUUUGAUGAGUUUCCUGGGUUUUUUUACACACCCAACUCGAAUAAAGGUAACAAUAUCAAGUCUCCAAUCUCUGUUGAACACUACAGUAAAAAAAUUGACCUCAAACCCAACAAAAAUAAACUCCAUUUUAUUGAUCUCAAUCAAGAUUAUUGCUUUAUAGAUGAUAUUGAUGAUUAUGAUGAAAAUGAUGAUCUUAGAAUACUAAAUUUCACACCUUUAUCCACUACCCAGAUCAAAAAAAACAAAAACAAGAGAAUUUUCACCAAUUCAAUGACUGAAAAGGGCCAAUCUUCAAAAACCAACAAAACCCCUGAAUUUACCUGUGAAAUUUGUGUUGAAACCAAGUUUCAAACUGAGUCAUUCUCCAUACAAGGUUGUACUCAUGCUUACUGUAAUGACUGUACAGCCAAGUAUAUAGCUUCAAAGUUAGAAGAAAAUGUGAGCACUAUUAGUUGUCCUGUGUCGGGCUGUUCGGGUUUUUUAGAGCUCGAGUAUUGCCAUAAAAUUCUCGGUUCUGAUGUGUUUGAUAGAUGGGGUAGUGCUUUAUGUGAGGCUUUGAUUGUUGGGUCUCAGAAAUUUUAUUGUCCUUAUAAGGAUUGUUCUUUGAUGUUGAUUAAUGAUGAGGAAGGGGAAGUUAUAAGGGAAUCGGAGUGUCCGAAUUGUCGGAGAUUGUUUUGUGCGGUUUGUAAGGUUCCUUGGCAUUCGGGGAUUGAUUGUGAUAAGUUUCAGACGUUGCAUAAGGAUGAAAGGGAGAUGGAAGAUAUAAUGUUGUUGCAGUUAGCUGAGAAUAAACAAUGGAGGAGAUGUCCUGCCUGUAAGAUUUAUGUGGAGAAGACACAAGGUUGUAAUUACAUGAAAUGCAGGUGUGGAGCUUCUUUCUGCUAUCGGUGUGGAACUACUAAUAUUAAUAUCCAGCAGCAUUACUGUUUAGUAUGCAAAGGAUAAUUCUUCAACAUUAUAUAGUUCUAAUUCUAAAUAUAUGCUAUUUUGCUUUCUUGUUAGAUCAUGAAAGUAAGUUUUAUUUUUGAAAAUAAACAUAAAAUUAAGUUAAGAAACGCAUAUUAUUCUUAUGUUAAUAUUUUGCUUAAUUUAUUUGCUUUUUUUUUGUUCUAUCAA